AUGAAACCUUCGGCAUUUAUCAAGAAGAAAAAUGGUGUUGACAAGCUGAAGAUUCACAUCCGGACACACACCGACGAAACGCCUUAUGCGUGUAAAACCUGUGACAGAUCCUUCAGAUCAUCCAAACAUCUUCGGAAGCAUUCUUUUACACGGUUAUCCCACUUAAACAAUCACAUCCGCACUCAUACUCUUGAAAAACCUUAUGUGUGUAAAAUAUGUGACCAAGCAUUCAGGUCUUCAAGCAACCUGGGACGACAUAAGAAAAUUCACAACAAGGAC
Messenger RNA from Anopheles cruzii, 279 nucleotides. RefSeq names its product zinc finger protein 558-like. Gene Ontology annotation, molecular function: RNA polymerase II cis-regulatory region sequence-specific DNA binding; DNA-binding transcription factor activity, RNA polymerase II-specific. Gene Ontology annotation, cellular component: nucleus. The record is from RefSeq and is a predicted model, not a curated record. The transcript is spliced from 3 exons. Gene Ontology annotation, biological process: regulation of transcription by RNA polymerase II. The annotation marks the transcript as partial. Lineage: Eukaryota; Metazoa; Arthropoda; Insecta; Diptera; Culicidae.